GUGUGGCUGGCGCGCUUUCUCCAGCAGCCUUUUGAAGAGCUUGCGGCUGUUGGGGCAACCCGUCGAACCUGAGAAGGUCAAGGCGCUCUUGGCGCACAAGAAGCCUGUCUGGAAAUCGUCUGAGUUGGCACAGGUGCUCCACACUUUGAAACGGAGGCGGCGUGCAGAUCUCGUCAUUGAGGUGAUUCGGACCCUGGAGUCAUCCACGAUGAAGCUGGAGCUUCCGCACUACUCCUUGGGCAUCAGCACAUGUGCCAGCGUUAGGUGGUGGCAGCAAGCCUUGGCUUUAUUCCACUCCAUUCCGACUGCGAAACUGGCUCCCAACAUAUUUAGCUACGGAGCUGCCCUGAGCGCUUGCGGAAAGGUGGGAGCCUGGCAGCUGUCUGUGGCCCUCUUCCAGAGCUUAUUGCAGGCAGAACUCAGCCCCGAUGUGGUGAGUUACAGCGCGACAAUCAGCUCCUGUGAAAAGGGAGGAAACUGGCCGUUGGCUUUGCAACUGUUCGACAGCAUGCGCAUGUCGGAGCUGUCCCCCGAUGUGAUCAGUUACGGUGCGGCCAUCAGCUCCUGUGAGAAGGGCACGCGCUGGCAGCUGGCAUUGCAACUCUUCGGGUCUUUGUCUGAGGAAAAGCUUCGCCCAAACGUGAUCUGCUACAAUGCCACAAUCAGCAGCUGCGAGAAAGGUGGGCAGUGGCAGCAAGCUUUGCUUCUCUUGAGCUCCUUUCCGGAAGCCAGACUGGUGCCGGAUCUGAUCAGCUAUUCUGCCACAAUUAGCUCCUGCGAGAAAGGAGCUCAGUGGCAGCUCGCACUUGAGCUUUUUGAUGCAUUGCCUCGAGAGGGCGGGCAACCGGAGAAGGCUUUCAAGCUCUUCUGCUCCAUGCUCAGCUCGCAUCUUCAGCCACAUGUCAUGCUCUAUAGCGGCGCCUUGGUAGUUCAUGGGCAGUUGAAGGCCUUCGACGUCAAGCCGGUCACGAAUGAGGAGUUGCGCCACUUUUCCAUCGGGCUGGGCGCCUGCGCGGGUGCGAAAUUCUGGGAGGGCACUUUGACGGCGAACGCAAGGUUUGAGGAGAUGCAAGGAGCCCUCAUCGCUCCGGAUGUCCCGAGCUACAGCGCCACCAUUAGCGCCUGCCAGAAAGCUGGACAGUGGCAGCUUGCUCUGCAGCUCUUCGGAGGGAUGUUGGGAGCCAAGCUGACUCCCGAUGUCAUCAGCUACAGCGCGACCAUCAGUGCCUGUGCUUCGGAGAGGCGAGUGCAGUGGCAGUUGGCCUUGCAACUCUUUGGCGAGAUGCCGAAACUUCUGCUGGCUCCGAAUGUCAUCAGCUACAAUGCCGCCCUCAGCUCCUGCGAAAAGGCCGGGCAGUGGCAAGCGGCAUUGCAGCUGUUCGACUCUAUGCAUUCUGGCAAUCUCAUUCCUGACAUCAUCAGCCACAGCGCAGCGAUCAGCUCUUGUGAGAAAGGUGGCCAGUGGCAGUCAGCUUUACAUAUCUUCGGAUCUAUUCAGAAGGCGCGCCUCAGCCCUGAUGUUAUCAGCUACAGUGCUGCCAUCAGUUCCUGUGAGAAAGGUGCGCAGUGGCAGGUAGCAGUGCAUAUGCUGAGCCACAUGCCCGCAGCGAAACUUCUACCCAACAUCGUCAGCUACAGUGCCAGCAUAAGUGCUUGCGAAAAAGGCGAGCAGUGGCAGAUGGCACUGCACCUCUUCAGUGUGAUACCCAAAGCCAAGCUGACUCCGACUGAAAUUAGCUACAACGCUACCAUCAGCUCUUGCGAGAAAGGCCAGCAGUGGCAGCACGCAUUGGGAUUGUUCAGCUCCAUGCCAAAAGCGAAGCUCACGCCCAACGUCAUCAGCUACAGUGCGGCGAUCAACUCUUGCGAGGAAGGAAGCCAAUGGCAGCUGUCCUUCCAGCUCUUUUACGACAUGUUGGGUGCUAAACUUACUCCCAACUUGAUACUCUACAGAAGUGCUGUCAGCUAUUGCGAACUGGGUGGUCGAUAG
This is a messenger RNA of Symbiodinium sp. CCMP2456, 1990 nucleotides long. Lineage: Eukaryota; Dinophyceae; Suessiales; Symbiodiniaceae. The record is from the annotation of a GenBank genome assembly.